This is a messenger RNA of Chinchilla lanigera (long-tailed chinchilla), 9464 nucleotides long. RefSeq names its product Rho GTPase activating protein 42 (gene Arhgap42). Gene Ontology annotation, cellular component: cytoplasm. NCBI's taxonomy places the organism in Eukaryota, Metazoa, Chordata, Mammalia, Rodentia, Chinchillidae. The record is from RefSeq and is a predicted model, not a curated record. Gene Ontology annotation, biological process: signal transduction. Gene Ontology annotation, molecular function: protein binding; GTPase activator activity.
CCCCGCCCGUGCCGCCUGCGCCCGCCGCCGCGGCCAUGGGGCUGCCCACGCUGGAGUUCAGCGACUCGUACCUGGACAGCCCCGACUUCAGGGAGCGCCUGCAGUGCCACGAGGUCGAGCUGGAGCGCACCAACAAGUUCAUCAAGGAGCUCAUCAAGGACGGCUCGCUGCUCAUCGGCGCGCUCAGGAAUCUAUCUAUAGCAGUACAGAAAUUUUCCCAGUCCCUACAAGACUUCCAAUUCGAAUGCAUUGGUGAUGCCGAAACGGAUGACGAAAUUAGUAUUGCUCAAUCGCUAAAAGAAUUUGCAAGGCUACUUAUUACAGUAGAAGAAGAAAGACGGAGACUGAUUCAAAAUGCCAAUGAUGUAUUAAUUGCGCCACUUGAGAAAUUUCGCAAAGAACAGAUAGGGGCCGCAAAAGAAGGAAAGAAGAAAUUUGACAAGGAAAGUGAAAAAUACUAUUCUAUUCUUGACAAGCAUUUGAAUUUGUCUGCGAAGAAAAAGGAAUCUCAUUUGCAAGAGGCAGAUACACAGAUUGACCGAGAACAUCAAAACUUCUAUGAAGCAUCGCUGGAAUAUGUCUUUAAAAUUCAAGAGGUUCAAGAAAAGAAGAAGUUUGAAUUUGUUGAGCCGCUUUUGUCAUUCCUUCAGGGCUUAUUUACUUUUUACCAUGAGGGAUAUGAGCUUGCCCAAGAAUUUGCACCAUAUAAGCAACAGCUGCAGUUCAACUUGCAGAACACAAGGAAUAAUUUUGAAAGUACGCGACAAGAGGUAGAGCGGUUGAUGCAAAGGAUGAAGUCGGCCAACCAAGAUUACCGCCCGCCCAGCCAGUGGACGAUGGAGGGCUACCUGUACGUCCAGGAGAAACGACCACUUGGUUUCACGUGGAUUAAACAUUACUGUACAUAUGAUAAAGGAAGUAAAACAUUUACAAUGAGUGUUUCAGAAAUGAAAUCCAGUGGGAAAAUGAACGGCCUCGUUACUAGCUCACCAGAAAUGUUCAAGUUGAAAUCUUGUAUCCGACGAAAGACAGAUUCAAUUGACAAACGAUUCUGCUUUGACAUAGAAGUUGUUGAAAGGCACGGGAUCAUCACGUUACAAGCCUUCUCUGAAGCUAAUAGGAAACUCUGGCUGGAAGCCAUGGAUGGGAAGGAACCGAUUUACACGCUGCCUGCCAUUAUUAGUAAGAAGGAAGAAAUGUACUUAAAUGAAGCAGGGUUCAACUUUGUGAGAAAAUGCAUCCAAGCUGUGGAAACAAGAGGCAUCACCAUUUUAGGGCUCUAUCGGAUAGGGGGCGUGAACUCCAAGGUUCAGAAACUCAUGACCACCACGUUCUCACCUAAGUCCCCUCCUGAUAUUGACAUUGACAUCGAACUGUGGGACAACAAGACGAUAACAAGUGGGCUGAAAAACUACCUCAGGUGCCUUGCAGAGCCACUGAUGACGUACAAGUUGCACAAAGACUUCAUUGUUGCUGUCAAAUCGGAUGACCAGAACUACAGGGUGGAGGCUGUACAUGCGUUGGUGCACAAACUGCCUGAGAAAAACAGAGAGAUGCUGGACAUCUUAAUAAAGCACCUGGUCAAAGUAUCACUGCACAGCCAACAGAAUCUCAUGACUGUGUCCAAUCUUGGUGUCAUAUUUGGCCCAACCCUGAUGCGAGCACAGGAGGAAACCGUGGCCGCCAUGAUGAAUAUUAAAUUUCAGAACAUAGUGGUUGAAAUUCUGAUAGAGCAUUAUGAGAAGAUUUUUCACACUGCACCAGACCCAAACAUCCCCCUCCCGCAGCCUCAGUCUCGAUCUGGACCCCGAAGGACCCGAGCAAUCUGCCUGUCCACAGGCUCCCGGAAACCCCGAGGGCGGUACACUCCAUGCCUCGCAGAGCCGGACAGUGACUCCUACAGCAGCAGCCCGGACAGCACGCCCAUGGGGAGUAUCGAGUCGCUCUCCUCUCACUCUUCUGAACAAAACAGCACUACAAAGUCGGCCUCCUGCCAGCCCAGGGAGAAAUCCGGAGGGAUUCCUUGGAUUGCAACCCCAUCCUCAUCCAACGGACAGAAAAGCCUCGGUCUCUGGACGACUAGUCCUGAGUCAAGUUCUCGAGAAGAUGCAACCAAAACAGACGCAGAGUCCGACUGCCAGAGUGUUGCGUCCGUCACCGGCCCAGGGGAUGCUUCCCCGCCCAUAGACCUAGUCAAGAAGGGGCCCUACGGGCUCUCAGGGCUGCAGAGAACCCCUGCUUCCUCCCUCAAGUCCAUCUCUGCAUCUGAAGGAAACAAGAGCUACAGUGGAUCUGUUCAAAGCUUAACUUCUGUAGGUUCCAAGGAGACAUCCAAAGCCACACCAAACCCAGAACUUCCUCCAAAAAUGUGUAGGAGGUUAAGGCUGGACACUGCCUCAAGCAAUGGCUACCAGCGACCCGGCUCAGUAGUGGCAGCAAAGGCCCAACUCUUUGAAAACGUUGGUUCACUUAAGCCAGUGUCUUCUGGGCGACAAGCCAAAGCCAUGUACUCCUGUAAAGCAGAGCACAGCCAUGAGCUGUCCUUCCCCCAGGGGGCAAUAUUCUCUAACGUGUACCCAUCAGUGGAACCAGGAUGGUUAAAGGCAACUUACGAAGGCAAAACAGGACUAGUUCCAGAAAAUUAUGUUGUCUUCCUCUAAUAUUACUUAGCGGAUGGCAGUAUCUUCAUGGUAUCCAUGGUAACAAAUAAUAAGCGCUAUGAUUUUAUCUGACACAGAUAUUGGAACCAGCCCACUGAAUGAAAACAGUCCGUUUCUAUCGAGUUCUUCACCAGCACACUACAUAGUUGCCUAGUAAUGGAAAAAGGAAAAAAAUGCUUAAACUCUAUUCAUUCUUUUUUUGACGUUUUUCUUUUUGGUAAUAAGUACUGUAAUUCUCUAAAAUGUCUCUUCCAUAGCAACUGAAAAAUCUUGAAUACUGAGCUAAAUACUAUAAUCUAAAAGUUUGAGAACCGGAAAUCUGCUAUAUGGAUUUUGAGAUCUGUCUCUUACUCUCUGGCAUUCUCUGAGGAACUUUGAAAUCAUUACUUAUAACUGUAUUGUAAAUUGUUCGUUUAUUAUUUUUUCUUAAAAAUAUACUGCUUUUAUAUGGUUUUUUUGUUGGUUCUGAACAUUUCAAGGAAAUAAGUCUUUGUUUUAGUAUAAUUUUAUUUUUAUUUGUUUUCCAAGUGGAUGAUAACAUUCAAAAGCAAUAAUGUAUAUGAUGUCUGUAAAGAAAGCCAAAUUAAGUCAUACACUGAUUCCACUGUUAACAAUCCAUCCAUAAUUCCAGACAACUUCCAUGGGGUUAGAGCAGGGAUCAGCAAACUGUUCCUAUAAAGGCCUAAUGCUAAAUAUUUUUGUGGCAAGCUGCAUUUCACUUGUGGGUUCACAGUUUACUGACCCUGACUUUACAGAAUUUAUAAACUAUUUUCACAACCUUGGGAUGAAAAUGUGAGCACUUAUGAAUCAUAAGCCUAUAUUUUCUCCUAGUAGAAUGAUAGUAGCAUCACAAAAGUAUCAUUACUCAAACGGGAAGAUUACAGAAGUGCAGUAUAAAGGCAUACAACUUAAAUUCUACUUGUAACGCUGUAAUGUGUCAGGUUAUUUUAGUAAUAUCCAAUUUUGGCUACUGAGAUAUUCUUAAAUGAUAAAAGCUGUGCCUUCUAAAGUCUGUGCUUAAUUAAAACAGAAAGUAAACACAGAAGUACAGGAAUCUUAAAUCACAUUGAACCAGAGAGUUUGAAAUUCUGUCAUCAUCUUUAGCAGGAAUAGAAUCUGUCUGUGAUUUCCUUUAAGUCAUUUGGUUUAUGACCUUUACUCAGAAUUUUAAUGAAUUUAUACUGCAUAGAAAUAGGUGUUUACUACCCAUUUAUAUAUCUAUAUCUAUAUAUAUAUCAUCAACUGGUUAGGCAUUAACCAUUUUUUCUAUUAUUUCUAUUUCAAUAAUUCUAAUAUAUUAUUUCUAAUAUCUAUAUGUGGCAAAGAUCUUUCUUCUCAAGAUUUCAAAAAGCUGAUUACCGCCAAUUGACUAUCACAGACCUUCCCUACUUGGCCCUGAUGUCUUACUGAUUACGUCAGAGUUUUUGCUCACUUUAUAGACACUCAGGUAUUUACUGUGUAAAACUCUUUUACAUACGAAAAUCUAUAAUCUACUUCUACUUUAAAUUAAUAUUUCUAGUAAUAGUGCAUUAAAUAUAUACAUAGAAUUAUGCCUCAGAACAUUUAUGCUUCUAAAUAUAAAAUUAAUGGAUUAGAAUCACCAAGUAAAGAGAGUAACAGCAGAUGAUCACAAUCAGAAAUAAAUCAGUGAGUUGAAGUACAGGAACAAAAAAUAUUCUGAUUCUGAAAAUGUCCUGAAUGAAUGGGAAAAUCUGGUAUGUUUCUUUACUUUGUCUUCCUGCUGUUGAGAUAUUUCUGAACCUUCUGGGCCAGGGUAGUAGUAAGAGCAUUGCUAGCACCCCGCCGGCCCUCGCUGGGACAGAAGGCAGUCCCUCCAGGGCACCAGUCCCUCAUCGGUGUGGCACCUUCAGUGUAAGCACCCUGGCUGUUGCCCAGCAUUCUGCUAGACUGUAACCACCUAAAGCGAAUUUGGUUUUCUUUCAAGGACUACCUUGAUUUCAGAAAGAGAUUCAGAAUCUUACUUCACUUGUUACAUAAAGAAAUCACAACCUUCAUUUGAUUUUAACACAGACAAGAGUGCCCCAGAUUCUGAAUUGUCUGUGAGCUAAUUCCACGGGUGAUCAGUGAGGAAUUAACUCUUCCACGGCAUAGGACAUGUGUAUGAAGCCCACCUCUCCUUUCUUAUGGUGAGGCGUAUUUUGUGGCAUUACUUGUUGUUGUCCCUUCCUAGAAACAAGGUACAAACAUGCUGGUUCAUGUUGUGAUUUUGCUUGAAGUUUUUGUUUUAUUUGUGGUGCUGGGGAUUGUACCCAGGGCCUCUUGCUUGUUCAGCAAGUGCUCUACCACUGAGCUGUAUCCCCAGCCUUCAUCUUGUACUUUUGUUAGAAAUUUAAGUCUUACAGAUUUGUGAGGAUGGUUUAUUUUUCUUUAUAUUGAUUGUAUGUGUAUGCAAGUCAUAGCCUCAUACUGGAGACGGGCUAAAGGUGUUUUUCCCUUCAAGUACAUUUAGUAUUGGCAGGCACUUACGAGCACCAAAAGAAUCAACAUAAGUACUCCAAACAGGUGGACUGUUAAUUACACAAGGGAGGUAAUGCCAGUCAGUCAUUAGAAGACGAUCACGUUCAAAACUUCCGUAGCAUUGCAGUAAGGGCAGCUGCCCCUUUCAGAGACCAUGGAAAGAUGUGUUGGAGUUGCCACAUCCACACCUUUGAAAUGUAAUUAUACGCACCCAAGUCGCUGCUGAUAGCAUAGUCAAUACGAGGAUGAGAUUGAGGGUCUGAAGUUAAUUAUCUGUGUGUUGUGUGAAAAUAUCCCAGAGUACAAACACUUACAUCACAGGUGACUUUUCUGUUGUCAUCAGGAAAGAUCACCACGAUCAGUUAUAGAAGCCAGUCAUUCGGCUGAAGGAUGUUUCUAUUUUGUAACAUGUGAAUAUCUGAAGAGUAGAAUAAUCUUUACUUCCUGUACGGUCCAUGAAACGUGGAGAGGCAUCGUUUUUCCUUAUCUAAUGUGAAUGGUUUUGCUCAUCUGUCGCGUUGGUUCUCUGUGCUUUGUAAUGUACACGAAUAUAACCAAGAUUCUCAACAAUGGCUCCUUUGCUGGCUUUGUGAGGGAUGGUGGAGAAGACGAAAAAUACACCUUAAAUCUCCCAUAGUCCCAAACUGUCCAGGUUCGCAAAUAGGAGAAAUAAAGAUACCUGAGUCUUUCCCUGUCAUUAGCUUUCCGUAUGCCUUCCAAAACUGCACUGUAUGAUGAGGAAAACAAGUCUCAUAUUGCCGUAAGCCUGUGGAGAGGACACCUUCCCAACCUCGCCCCCAGCCUCCUCCUUCAUAUCUGCAUCAGAAAGGCUGUCACUCACCCUGAGGUUAGUUUAGAAGUGUUCCUCGAACCCUUGUGUUGGACAUCCACUGGUCACGCAGGAGGAGCACCCUUUUCCUGAAAUACUAAGAACAGAAGUUUGGAUUUGGGGAUUUUUUCAGAUUUUGGAAUAAUGACAUAUACACAAGAUGUUAUGGGGAUGGGGUCCCAGUUGAAACAUGAAAUCAAUUUGUUUGAUAUGCAUCUUAUACACAAAGCCUGAGGAAAUUUUUCAUAGUAGGUAAAACGGAGUCACCUGGCUGGAACUUUCCAAUUGUGGCAUCGUGUACAUGUCAAAAAGUUUUAGAUUUUGAAUUGUGGAAUUUGAGAUGCUUAGGCUAUAUUGAGGGUGAACCAGUCGCAUUUAGUUUCUUCGCUUUGCUUUUUUUUGGGCGGCGGGAGGUGGCACCAGGAAUCAAACUCAGGACCUCACGCUUGCCAGGCAAGCACUGCACCACUGAGCUAAAUCCCUGGCGCCUCAGGUAGCAUUUAGAACCCUAAUCUGACUUACACUUCUUCAUGGAACUCGAAGGCUUAGGAACAGAUUUUGUCCUUUGGUUUCACAGUCCAUGUAUAACUUGCAGCUCUUCCCAUGACCUCACAUUGCCAGGUAGCACUGUGCAGUCCUGUCUCCUGGAUAAAAAGCAAAGGUUGGACUCUUGUCCUGAAGUUAUUUUCCUUUUGAGCAAAAGAUAGUAGUCCCUUAUGGUAGCAACUGUUGUUACGAAAUUUUGCCUCCUUUGCCUUUGUUAUCUUCCAAAAUCAAAACAAUUUUUCAGAUGGGUCUGCCUUUCAGGGUAGUCUGUUUCCAGGUUGUCUCUUGUUCACUCAGACUAACAGGUAUUUAUCAGCUGGUCCCAAUUUCCUGAACACAGACUUUAUCCAUCCAUUUUUACCAGUUGCCUUCCUGUUUCAGGUGCAGGUUCUAUUGGUAAUAAUGUUAGGAAAAUGGAGGCUUACGCAUGGUGUGAACUUUUUACCUGAUCUAACCUGUGAAUAAGAUCUUAGGUACUUUUAGAGCAGGCCACGUUGAUUAUUUUAAAUAGGAGUUUUGACAGCACUCACAAGAAAUCAUGGCAGAAACUGAUCUGUAUGACCCAGAAUGUUUUUAUGGAUUAGAGAACCCAAAAGACCAUCUCUUCACCUCCCUUCCCACAGGACAGAGGCCAAGGUCAAGAGCGAAUAGUUCUUGGUGUUGUACGGAGUUUGUGUGCUUACUGAGGAGCCAUAAAAGAGGCCAUUUUCAGCUAUACCAAUGUAGAAGUUUUCACCACUUAAUCAGUUCAUAUAAAGGGCAACUUGAGAAGCUUACGUAUUGGAAUGGAUGGGGGCUGAAGGUGCCAAGACUCCCUCAAUUAGAUGAGCACUCUCUGCCCUUGUUUUCACCCUCUGCCAUCCCUCAUCGUUGUUUUCGGGGUCUGUACCCUUCAAGAGCGCACCGCACCUGUUGUGCCAUCUCUUAGGUGAGAAGUGUGCAUAGUUCUCCAUGUGGAAGCACGUUAGAGGUGUUAUGCCCACCAGUGUAUCCUCAGCCACCUUUUGCAGAGAAUGACAUCUCCUAGAACUGAUGUAAGAAUACUGCCUUUACAUGAUUUAUUCUUAAAAACCCAAGAUUUCACAGCAUUAUUGAAGGCUGGAAUUUCAAGAGUCUUUUGAGAACUUCAAGCUGAAAUCUUUGCAGAUAGGGACCCUGGCAGGGAAGAUACCUUAGUUUUUAAUUUAGAAUUCUAUUUAUAUACUGUUAAAAUUUGAGGUACUAUAGUUUAUAUAAAAGUUGGAUACUUAGAUAUUAUAUUUCAGUACCAGGAGCUUCUUUGCAACUAUUAACGUGAGAAAUUAAUAAAUAUGAUAAAAGUUAUUGUCCGUAAAUUAUAUUGAACUUUUUGUUUAUUUUGUAGUGUUUCUGUAUUUAUCUGCACUUUGUGUUGUGUGUGUGUGUGUAUACACACAUGCAUACGUCGGCAUGUAAAUAACUUCAUGAUAUUCCUAAUCUAAAUGGCCACAGUAUCUUUUAAUGUAUAUUUACAUUGUGUUACAAGUUACUUUAAAAAUAAACUAUAUAAGCACGGUUUAAUUUGGUCUUUGUACUUGAAGACCCACUGUCUUGGAAGGAUGCUGCCUUGGCUUCAUGUGUAGAAAAAUCAAAGUUUCUAGUAAUGGGAAUAGUCAUUUGGGGUUUGGCUAAGUAGAAAAUGAUAGCAUAAUCUGGUGAUCUUUUCUUGACAAGUUGGUAGGAUGAGAGAUUAGGAAAAUGUUAAUGGUGGUAUUAGCAAUGCAAGUGUCCAAAGAAGAGAACAGUAAAUGGGCCAUAAUAAGGUCAGCCAUAGUGUUGAUAUUAGGUAGGAUUCUCUGAAACAUGUUUGCAAGUUAAAAAGGUGCAGUAGGAGGAAUAUCUGCGUAUAAAGACUCCCUUAGAUUCCUACUAGUUCUAGGACCCUCCUGGUGACUGUUUGACAUCCAGCUAAAAUUUUGCUUCCUCAUCUUCAAGGAAGACAGUUGUGUAUUUUAUGUUGGAAAAUCGAUGGUUAGAGUGUUCGCAAGUAAGCGUGCCAGCACUAAGGCCGACAGGCUGACCAGCAGGCAUCCAUCUGGCAACGCUUUGCAUCGGUCUCAAAAGAGGCGUCCAUUUAUGGCACAAGACACGUGAGAAUGUUUAAUCAAUUCCAGCAUCAUUGAGGGAGAAAGGGCUUAGCUUAGGUAAAAGAUCUCAGUGCUUGAGUUACAGUGUAGGAUUGUUAUGUUAGAAGAAAUUGACCUUCUAAAUUAAUAAAAUAAUAAAAUAAAUUAGCCCCUAGUGGUCAAAUCUGGAAUAAUUUGAGCAACAAAAUAAAAAACACAGUAUUGGAUUUGUGAGUUGUAAUACUAAGUAUCAGAUAUAUACAUGAACUCCAACUCAUUUAUGUAAAUAAGAAUAAAUUUCACAAUGUAAAAUAAAUGGGGUAGAAAAGACAAUUCUUCUUGACAGAAAUAUUCCAGUUAAUCAUUAGAAAUGUCAGUUACUCUUACCUCCAGGAGGUAGAGUUUAAACUUGCACUGCUUAUGGAUGGGCUACACUAAAUACUCACUGAUAAAAAUGUCGAGUUUGGAAAACUGUCACAACUUUACAGCAAAGAAAGGCCUCAGCCUGCUGUAAGCCUAUGGUGAAAGCUCCCGCCUUUUCAUCAGGUCGCUGGCCUGCGUCCUGGGUUACGUGACGAGCACUUCACCUCUGCAUCUUCCACAAACCCAGAACUCCAGUGUAAUCGUGAGGAAAAUGUCAGACCCACCCAGAUGGAAGACCUUCCACAGGAUAUUGGUGAGCCCCGUACUCCUCAGAAUUAUUAAGGUCGUGAAGCAUAAGGAAAUACUGAGAAGUUAUCGCAAAUCAGAAGAGCCGCAUGAGACAGGGCAUCUGAAGACUGUGAACACUGUUUUGACGCCUGGGAGAAGAAAAAGACAGUGAAAAAACUGACGAUGUUCAAAUAAAGUCUGAUGUUUGGUAAUUCA